GCGUCUUUCUCUCAUGCGGCAAAGCAGCUAUAGGAAAUCUCUUGUAGAGGAGGGUUUUCAACUGUGACUCAAUUUACAGUUCCUCGCGAUCGUCUCAUUUUCAAUCAUGGACAGCUUUUGUCUUCGGUAGAACCAGCAGUCGUGUUCCAGUUGAAUACAAAGGAUUUUUUCUCUUCCUCUUCCCAGUAUCUUGCUAAUGCCUCGGGUCCUGCGACUCGCUGGAAGCCUGCUCGGUAACAACACCCCCUCCGAUCAAAUCGUCUAUAAAGGUAUUGUGGUUGUUCAGAAGCCCAGUUCACUGAGUGUCACCGAUGUUGGAGCUUCCAUGGUGGCUAAUGCUGCAAAUUUUCUUGGAAUGGGUAUUACUCUACAGCUCAUCAGCAGCACUGCAAUUGACUCGAGUACGAACACGGGGAAGCUCAGCAAGCCAGCGGCCUUGGAGAAGUGGCUGCUCUCUCCUGCUGUCUUGUUUGGAACGGAUGAAGUUAAAUAUUCCGUCAAAUUCACGGUGGAUGCCGACUUUGGCUUGCCUGGCGCAUUCAGCAUAAAUAAUGGCCAUCUGAACGAGUUCUUCCUCGUCUCCCUCACGGUUGAGCUACCAGGCGGUGGUAAACACGUUGAAUUCCCUUGCCAUUCCUGGGUGUUCAACUCCAGAGCAUACAAGACCCAACGCAUCUUCUUUAGCAACGAGUUUUAUCUUCCAGCAGACACACCGAAAGGCCUAAUCACUGCCCGAUACAACGACCUGAUAGCUUUGCGAGGUGAUGGAAGCGGUACUAGAAAAGCCUGUGACCGCAUUUACGACUACGACGUCUACAAUGACCUGGGCAAUCCCCUCCUGAAUGCUGCAAAGAGACCUGUGAUGGGAGGAUCAAAAGAAUAUCCUUAUCCACGAAGAUGCAGGACUGGCAGAACCAUUUUCAUUGGAGCUGAAACGUCUGGCCUAAAUUUACUGGCUGACUACUAUAUACCAAGUGAUGAGAGGUUCAGCUCAGUCAAGGCGACUUCUUUCUUGGCCGAUGGUCUCAAAUCACUAACUCAUGGGGUGCUUCCAAUUCUAAAAACUGUGACUGGUUUUAAGCAGACCUUCCGCUCCUUUAAGGAGGUAAAAGGUUUGUACGACCAGGGAUUAGAUCUGUCAAAAAUAGUCACUGCUCCAAUCAAUGGCAUCAAAACCCCAUUUCAGCUCUUCAACCAGCUUAAUGCCGACACUGGAAACACAAGCUUCAUGAAGUUUCCGGUUCCACAAGUUUUCAAAGCUGAUGAAAAAGGGUGGAUGUUGGACUCUGAAUUUGCUAGGGAAAUGCUUAGUGGAUUGAAUCCCAUGGUCAUAGAAGCUCUGACAGAAUUCCCACCAACGAGCACACUGGACUCUGCUAAAUACGGACCACAGAAGUCAGCUAUUACCGAAAAACAUAUAGUGAAUUUCCUAGAGGGACUGACUGUUCAAAAGGCAUUGGAUAAAAAAAAGCUGUUCAUCGUCAACUAUUACGACUCUUAUAUGCCAUACCUCGACAAAAUCAACUCACGGCAAAAAAUCUAUGCUUAUGCUUCCAGAACACUGCUAUACUUGAAAUCCGACGGAACUCUCCAGCCAGUAGCCAUUGAGCUAAGCACACCAUACUCCCAAAGGGUGUUUGUUCCACCAGCAGCUGGACAGAUCGACUGGCUCUGGGAGCUUGCGAAAGCACAUGCUGCAGCGAACGACGCAGGAUAUCAUCAGCUUGUAAGCCACUGGUUGAGAACUCACGCAUGUGUGGAACCAUUCAUCAUUGCGACCAACCGGCAGCUGAGUAAACUCCAUCCCCUGAACACAUUCCUGCAACCACAUUUCAAGAACACAAUGGCGAUUAACGCCAAAGCCCGUAAGUCACUCAUCAGUGCGAAAGGCAUCAUUGAGAGAACAUUCUCAUUGAGACGCUACUCAGUCGAAAUGAGUUCCUUGGCGUACAAAGGCUGGAGAUUUGACCAAGAAGGCUUACCAGCAGACCUCCUUAAAAGGGGCAUGGCUGUGCCUGAUGCAACCUCUAAAGGUGGAGUCAAGCUAAUCGUUGAGGACUAUCCAUAUGCAGUCGACGGACUGGAAAUCUGGACGGCGAUUGAGAAGUGGGUCACAGACUACCUCGAAAUUUACUACAAGAACGAUGCAUCAGUGACGAGCGAUCCAGAACUUCAAGCAUGGUGGAGCGAGCUCAUCAACAAGGGACAUGCUGAUAAGAAGGAUGAGAAAUGGUGGAUCAAACUGGACAGCAAGAAGAGUCUGACAUCAGUACUCACCACACUGAUCUGGAUCGCAUCUGCUCACCAUGCAGCAGUCAACUUUGGGCAAUACGCAUAUGCCGGCUACAUGCCCAACCGUCCCACAACGACACACCGACCCAUCCCAGAGAAAGAUUCUGACGAACACAAGAAGCUGCUCGCGGAUCCCGAAAGGUUCUUCCUGUCAUGCGUAUCGAGCAAGAUGGAAGCGAUCUUAUGCUUGCUCACAGUCGAGAUUCUAUCCAGCCACUCAGCGGAAGAAGAGUAUCUCGGGCAGCGUGCCGUGGAGAACUGGACCGCGAACGCCAAUGUGAAGGCCGCAUUUGUGGCAUUCGGCGAAGAGCUGAGGAAGGUGGAGCGAUCAAUCAUCAACAGGAACAAUGAUCCAGCACUGAAGAACAGAGUGGGAGCUGUGAACGUGCCCUACACGCUCCUGUAUCCUUCCUCUGCGAACGGAAUUACAGGCAAGGGAAUACCCAACAGCAUCUCCAUUUGAAGAACCGUAUACCCUUCCUUUAAUUUCCUGAGCAGUUCCUUUCAUCUUCAUGCUCUAAGGUACCUCACAUGGAUAUUACAACAGGUACAACAAGAGUAAGUUUUUCUUUUCUUUUGAUUCUAGUAAAAUAUCCAAGUAUGUUGGUUGUGAUUUUAGGGUUUAAUGGCAAGUCAGAAACCUUCCACGUU
Messenger RNA from Selaginella moellendorffii, 2943 nucleotides. Its product is annotated as linoleate 9S-lipoxygenase. Gene Ontology annotation, molecular function: metal ion binding; protein binding; oxidoreductase activity, acting on single donors with incorporation of molecular oxygen, incorporation of two atoms of oxygen. Gene Ontology annotation, biological process: lipid oxidation. NCBI's taxonomy places the organism in Eukaryota, Viridiplantae, Streptophyta, Lycopodiopsida, Selaginellales, Selaginellaceae. The transcript is spliced from 9 exons. The record is from RefSeq and is a predicted model, not a curated record. Bases 197 to 2755 code for a protein of 852 amino acids.